AUGUUUCAACGAAAGACUUUGCAGAGACGGAACUUGAAAGGGCUCAAUCUCAACCUGCACCCAGAUGUAGGCAGCAACGGCGAAUUGCAAGAAAAGACAGAGACUCAUCAAGGACAAUCUCGAAUAGAAGGCCACGUGAUGUCUGGCAUUAAUGCAGUACAAAAUAACAGUAAUCUGUUUUUAAGGAGAGGUAUAAAAAAGAAACUGACGUUGGAUGCAUUUGCGGACGAACAAGCCACAUCGAAGCCAAGCACCGUUGUAAUACAGCAACCUCAGAAUGAACCUGUAUUGGUUCUGUCGUCUCUAUCGCAAUCUCCAUGUGUAUCAUCAUCAUCAUCUUUGUCUACACCAUGCAUUAUAGAUGCCUACAGUAAUAAUUUUGGACUAUCGCCAUCAUCCACGAAUUCUACUCCCUCUACGAUCCAGGGGUUGUCCAAUAUUGCAACACCUGUUGAAAAUGAACAUUCGAUAUCACUGCCACCUUUGCAGGAAAGCCUAUCGCCGGCCGCAGUGGAUUUGAAAGAUACGUUAUCGGGAACCUCAAACGGUAAUUAUAUACAACUUCAGGACUUGGUUCAACUCGGGAAAAUUGGUGCUGGAAACUCUGGAACUGUGGUGAAGGCAUUACAUGUUCCUGACUCCAAAAUAGUUGCCAAAAAAACCAUUCCUGUGGAACAGAACAACAGCACAAUCAUCAAUCAAUUAGUUAGGGAAUUAUCUAUCGUCAAAAACGUCAAGCCCCAUGAAAACAUCAUCACCUUUUAUGGAGCAUAUUAUAACCAGCAUAUAAAUAAUGAAAUCAUAAUUUUAAUGGAGUAUUCUGAUUGUGGUUCUUUAGAUAAAAUACUGUCCGUUUAUAAAAGGUUUGUUCAGAGAGGAGCUGUUUCGAGCAAGAAAACUUGGUUCAAUGAAUUAACAAUAUCGAAAAUAGCAUAUGGUGUACUCAAUGGGUUGGAUCAUUUGUACCGACAGUAUAAAAUCAUUCAUCGCGAUAUUAAGCCUUCCAAUGUUUUGAUUAAUAGCAAGGGGCAGAUUAAGUUAUGUGAUUUUGGAGUUUCCAAAAAACUAAUAAAUUCUAUCGCUGAUACAUUCGUUGGGACAUCCACUUACAUGUCACCAGAGAGAAUACAAGGGAAUGUUUAUUCUAUCAAAGGAGAUGUUUGGUCGUUGGGGUUAAUGAUUAUCGAGCUCGUAACUGGAGAGUUCCCCCUUGGUGGGCAUAACGAUACACCCGAUGGCAUAUUGGAUUUGCUGCAACGUAUAGUCAAUGAGCCUUCACCAAGAUUACCCAAGGAUCGUAUUUUUUCCAAAGAAAUGACGGAUUUUGUCAACAGGUGUUGUGUUAAGAAUGAAAGAGAAAGGUCGUCGAUUAAUGAACUGCUACACCAUGACCUCAUAAUGAAAUAUGUAUCGCCGUCUAAAGAUGAUAAAUUUAGACAUUGGUGUAAAAAAAUAAAAUCUAAGAUAAAGGAAGAUAAGAGAAUUAAAAGAGAAGCCUUGGACCGUGCCAAGCUAGAAAAGAAACAAUCUGAAAGAUCAACCCAUUGA
Saccharomyces paradoxus is the source of this 1548-nucleotide messenger RNA. It is a transcript of the gene STE7, whose product is annotated as mitogen-activated protein kinase kinase STE7. Gene Ontology annotation, biological process: protein phosphorylation; MAPK cascade. Lineage: Eukaryota; Fungi; Ascomycota; Saccharomycetes; Saccharomycetales; Saccharomycetaceae. The coding region runs from base 1 to 1548 and encodes 515 amino acids. The record is from RefSeq and is a predicted model, not a curated record. The transcript has a single exon. Gene Ontology annotation, molecular function: MAP kinase kinase activity; ATP binding.